AUGCUUUCUGUGCUACGUUUCCACAUUGAUCUAGUUCACGCACGCCGUCAUUGCUUUCCCCUAAACUGGAUACAGUCAGCUUCCGCUCAAAGAGUGACCGAAACAGCUUCAUCAAUCGCAGACCACGGAAUAUUUCACGGCACAUCUCAUGUCUCUGGCAGUGCGAAAGGUAUACUCCUAGCCUCCGAUCUGGAGCUCAGUUUCUGGGGUGGAGUCGACCAUGUUAAUGGAGAGGUGGUGGAUCGUUACCAUCCCCUCAGUCGCCAGUGCCUGACAGACAAGACUUUAGCAAUUCCCGGUGGACGGGGGUCAUGCUCAGAGAGCACAACAAUAUUCGAGUUGAUAAUCAAUGGCAAUGGGCCAAAAGCACUUAUUUUCGAGCGGGCUAACCAGAUCCUUGCGGUUGGCGCCUUCACCGCUGAGGAGCUGUUCAAGAAAACCAUCCCCAUGAUAGUUAUAGGUCCCGAGGACCACAGAAAAGUAUUGGGUAGGAACGAGAGGGAAGUUCAUGUUCAAGACUAUCGUAUCUCAAUGUUACCCCCUGGAGCCCGGGAGCGGUGA
Messenger RNA from Ascochyta rabiei, 561 nucleotides. RefSeq lists its product as uncharacterized. The transcript has a single exon. Lineage: Eukaryota; Fungi; Ascomycota; Dothideomycetes; Pleosporales; Didymellaceae. The record is from RefSeq and is a predicted model, not a curated record. Bases 1 to 561 code for a protein of 186 amino acids.